AUGGCGGAUCUCGCGGCCAGCGGCGAAUUGAACCAGCCCAUCCUCAACCUCACGCCGGAUGAGAAGCGCAUCUUCCAGUUCCUGUUCCAGCAGGCCGACACAGAGAAGCUUGGCGUCAUAACAGGCGAGAUCGCCGUCAAGUUCUUCGAGCGCACCAAGCUUGCGCCGGCGGUGCUGGGUGAGAUAUGGCAGAUUGCAGACACGGAGAACCGCGGUCUGUUGACCAUGGCCGGCUUCUGCCAGGUCCUGCGUCUCAUCGGACACUACCAGGCCGGCCGGGACCCCGCGCCCGAGCUUGCUUUUAGACCUGCGCCGCUGCCCAAGUUCGAGGGCCUCAAUAUACCCGCCGCGCCGUCGGCAGCCCCCAGCUUCUCUCCACAGGCGACGGGCUCGAUACAGCCUCAGAUGAGCGGCAAUGGCCCCAUCCGUGUCCCUCCGCUGGUGCCCGCCAAAGCGGCCGAGUACGCAGGCUUGUUUGAGAAGUCAGGGGCUGUCAAUGGCGUCCUGUCUGGCGAGAAUGCAAAGGAGAUAUUCGAGAAGGCGCGGUUACCAAACGAAGUGCUCGGGCGCAUCUGGAAUCUCUCAGACACAGAGCAGCGUGGAGCGCUGAAUGUCACAGAGUUCAUUAUUGCCAUGCAUCUGCUGGCAUCGUACAGAACAGGCAAUAUGAAGGCGCUGCCGAAUGCGCUGCCACCGGGCCUGUACGAGGCAGCAUCACGGAGAGGCCAGCUUCCUCCACCCCCAGGACGUCCCGACCAGUCUACCAUCCCACGUCAGUUCAGCGGCCAAAAUGCGCCCAGACAAGGAAGCCCGCUUGCAAGACCUCCCUUUGGCGCACCACCUCCAGCAGCACAGCCGACCGGCAGCGAUUGGCUGAUUAGCCCACAAGAGAAGUCUUCGUAUGACAACCUAUUCAAAGGUGUAGACACGACGGGCCGUGGAUUCAUUACCGGAGAUCAAGCAGUGCGCUUCUUCAGCGACUCGGGGCUGCCAGAGGACGUCUUGGCUGGAAUCUGGGAUCUUGCGGACAUCAACUCAGAAGGACAACUGUCAAGAGACGAAUUCUCCGUGGCCAUGUACUUGAUCCGGCAGCAACGGAAGGGCGACGCGCUUCCUACAACACUGCCGCCGAGUCUGAUCCCGCCAUCUCUACGCACCGCUGCCAACCAGGCUGUUCCCGUACCAGCACAAGCCGCGCCGCCUGCACCUCAGCCCAAAUCUGCUGCUGACGAUCUAUUUGGCUUGGAUGCCUUCACUGCGCCUACGGCUGCUCCCGCGCAAGCUCCACAGUCCACCGGUGGCUCUGCAUCGUUUAGCCGUCCAUUCGAUAAUGACCCGUUCGCGAAGCAAGGCAGCGUCGCCUACUUCGCCUCAUCCGUUCCAACCUUCUCCACGAAACCCUGCUUCCACAUUCAAGCCUUUCAUGCCGAGCUCUUCAUUUGGCCAGACCCUCACAUCACAUUCUACUGCCGCGCUCCACCAUCGGCUAUGGAUGACCUGCUGGGUGGAGAGACUGAUGCGGAGAUCAACAAGAAGCUGACACAAGACUCUACUGAGUUGGCCAAUAUGUCAAAUCAAAUGACGACGCUCCGCACCCAGAUGCAGGAAGUAUCGAACAAGAAGGUCACGACCGCAAGCGAUCUCAACAGCGUCAACACGCAGAAGCGCGACCUCGAAAUUCGCUUGACGCAGUUCAAGAACCAAUACGAGCAGGAGGUCAAGGCAGUCAAGGAGCUAGAAGAGCGCCUGGCGUCCUCGCGCAACGAGACGCGCAAGCUGCAACAAGACCUCGCCAUGAUUGAGGGCACUAUUCAGGAUCUCCAGAAUCAACACCGCCAGGUUGGUGGUGCGCUCGAGGCUGACCAGCGCGAGAACAGCAAUCUGAAGGAGCGUAUCCGUCAGAUCAAUGUCGAAAUUGGACAGUUGCGACCCCAGCUGGACAAGAUGAGGAACGAGGCUCGUCAACAGAAGGGCAUGGUAGCGAUCAACAAGAAGCAGCUCACUACGAACGAGGGAGAGCGCGAGAAGCUCAAGAGUGAGAUAAAUGAACUAAGCAGGGCUCCAGAAGACGGAGUCCGCAGCCCGCAAGCCCAGACGCCGAGUGUGGUCAGUCCCGCAGCAUCUGUUACGAGCCAGAGCACCAACCCAUUCUUCCGCAAAUCGCCGGCACCCGUCACGGAGAACACCAUGUCGCCUUCAGGCUUUGCACGCGACGGCCCCCACAAGGACUUUGACAGCGUGUUUGGCGCGUUCGGACCUCCUCAGAGCGCAGCACCAUCCGUCUCCUUCCGCCCCGAUUCUCAGAACCAGGGUGCGUUCUCUGCGCCAUCUGGCCAGUCGGUUCGCUCUUCUGAGGGACCUGAUGUGCCUACACCUUCAACGUCACCGCCUCUCUCGUCCUACCAAGAGUCACCGCGCGGUGCAGAGCCUCCAGCUCCUCCAGAGUCUCGCCAAUUCGCUUCAGCUUUCCUGCCACUCAGGGAUGCUGUGCCUCGUUCCGACUCGUUUAGCUCCUCUGUGAAGGUUUCCGCGCCUGGCAGUCGACAUGGCGUACCAGGCACCGAGACACCCACGAUCUCAAAGGCCUCCCCAGCCAGCACCCCCGUGGCUGAAAAGCCCAGCAUCGAGCGAGCCGAUACCAGCCGCACAGAGACUGACAACUUCAACCCCUCUUUGUUCGACAGGACCUUUUCUACUGCAUCCCCUGUUGCCAGCGUCACCAGCGAUGCUCAGCGAUCUACUAGACCCGAGGAGCGCAACAACUACCCCAGCUUCGGCCCACCAUCGCAGGUCACGCAAGAUCUUCCGGGAGCGUUCCCUCGUGAUACAGCAUCUCCACUCCAGCAGAUGCAGACUGGAGAGAGCAACUUGAGCGGCGCAAGCAAGAACACCAACCGCGCUGAUCCAUUCGGUUCCGCUUCUGGUGAACAACCUCGUGUCGGUGGAAAGGUAGACUUUGAUGCUGCUUUUGCUGGCUUCGGUCCCAACCGCCAAAACUCUGCUAGCGUUUCUUCCAAUGGUCCUAUCGACAACUCAAACAGGUUCAACAAGGAGUUCCCGCCGAUCGAGGACCUUGCUCAUGACGAUGACAGCGACAGCAAUGAUGGACGCGGCUUCGACGACAACUUUACUUCGGCCUCUCCUCACCAGAAGCGCACCAGCGCUGGUCCUGACGCCGUGUCCCAGCCUGCUCGACCAGGAACUGCAUCGACGACUGAUGAUCUGUACAGCAGGCCAGCUCCCGCUAGCCGCCUGGACUCAACCUUGAGCGACUUGCCUACUCCCGGCGCCCAGAAGUCGCCGCCGUCGUACGAAUCAACUGUGCCUCAGCGAAGCGGAUCAAACCAGUUUCCGCCAGAGUUCGGCGGCCUUCUUCCUUCGCGUGACGUGCCUGGCUCGCCUACGACUUCGCAGGGCCCUGAGAAGUCUUACAACCCAUCUGGCGGUCACGGAGCUGCGUUGUUUGGCGGGCCCCAAUCCAAGUCUGUCACAACUUCGCCACCUCCUCUAGACACCCCGUCGUCGACUGUACCGUCCGAUGCCUACCAUUCCGCUGUCUCCUACGGAACGAGCGAGACGAACAAGGGCCCUACACCGCCCGCAAAUGUCCCUCAGCUAGGCAGGUCCGCAUUUAAUGACGACUUUGAUGCUGGUUUUGACGACUUGACCGAGGCCAAGGAGGACGACAAGACGGACGACGACUUCAUGUUCUCUUCUCAGCGAAGCGAUGGGCUUGACGAGUUCAACCCAGUCUUUGACUCGCCCGCUGCGUCCAAGUCGAACACGAUGGCCUCGCAGCAGACACCCACGGGCAAACAGCGCGCAGAUGACAGCUUCAGUGACUUUGAGCACUUGUCGCAACACUUUGGCCAGCCACAAGCACCACAACCGUCAUCCUCGAACCAGGACUGGGACGCCAUCUUCUCCAACCUUGAGUCCUCUUCGACAGACAAGAACUCGCAGCAGGCAUCGACCGAGUUCGGCAAGUCGUCUGUUUUCGACACGCUUGACAAGGAAGAGGCUGCAGCAUCAUCGUCCCUGGCACCACAGAUGCCACAGCUCGGUCGGGCCAUUUCGACUGGCACGGAACACGACGACCCCAUUUUGAAGAAACUUACCGGUAUGGGAUACGCGCGUAACGACGCUCUUGACGCGCUUGAGAAGUUCGACUAUGACAUUAACAAGGUGAGCUAG
This is a messenger RNA of Parastagonospora nodorum SN15, 4194 nucleotides long. RefSeq lists its product as hypothetical. The transcript is spliced from 4 exons. NCBI's taxonomy places the organism in Eukaryota, Fungi, Ascomycota, Dothideomycetes, Pleosporales, Phaeosphaeriaceae. Gene Ontology annotation, cellular component: cytoplasm; plasma membrane. Gene Ontology annotation, molecular function: protein binding; calcium ion binding. The record is from RefSeq and is a predicted model, not a curated record. The coding region runs from base 1 to 4194 and encodes 1397 amino acids. Gene Ontology annotation, biological process: endocytosis; endosomal transport.